This is a messenger RNA of Cyprinus carpio (common carp), 3030 nucleotides long. Its product is annotated as sodium- and chloride-dependent GABA transporter 2-like. Gene Ontology annotation, cellular component: membrane. Gene Ontology annotation, biological process: sodium ion transmembrane transport. Bases 91 to 2061 code for a protein of 656 amino acids. The transcript is spliced from 16 exons. NCBI's taxonomy places the organism in Eukaryota, Metazoa, Chordata, Actinopteri, Cypriniformes, Cyprinidae. The record is from RefSeq and is a predicted model, not a curated record.
CUCGAGAACACUGCACUCAGCUCUGACACUCUGCGCAUGCAUGUGAGGGAGCUGUCCACAAACUUUGAUAUAUAAAUAUAGAAAGGGACCAUGGCAGAGACUAGAGAUGGAGGCAUUGCUAAUGGGGAAGCUAUGGAGUCAGACGGCCAGAAAGGGAGCGAGGAAAAGAGACCCGAGGCCAGAGAGAAAUGGGCCAACAAGACUGAGUUCCUGCUGUCUAUGGCUGGAGAGAUUAUUGGCUUGGGGAACGUGUGGCGCUUCCCUUACCUGUGCUACAAAAAUGGAGGUGGUGUUUUCUUCAUCCCUUAUUUCAUCUUUCUUUUCUUUUGUGGGAUCCCAGUAUUCUUCCUUGAGACGGCGUUAGGUCAAUACACUAGUGAAGGGGGCAUCACUGCUUGGAGAAAAAUCUGCCCCAUAUUUGAAGGUGUAGGCGUUGCCUCCCAAGUUAUAGUGAUUUAUCUGAAUAUAUAUUACAUUGUGGUCCUGGCCUGGGCUCUGUUUUAUCUAUUCAACUCUUUCUGGAGUACUCUGCCUUGGACUUCCUGUGACAAUUAUUGGAAUACAGUUAACUGCCACAAUAUAAGUGUUACCUACACAGGUUUACACGGACCUGACACUGACUGGUCUUUCCUCUACAAUGAAACGGAUAAACAUGACAACUACAGCAUGAGUUAUCAAAAUGAAUCCGAAUGGCUGCCUUUUAAAUUGAUCUCCCCAGAACAAGACUACUGGUUCCAUCGUAUGUUGCGGGUGGCAAACAGUGGUGGUCUGGGGACUGUAAAUGCUGAUCUUGCCAUGUGUCUUCUUUUGGCUUGGGUUAUCUGUUAUUUCUGCAUUUUUAAAGGAAUCAAGACCACAGGCAAGGUUGUGUACUUCACUGCUACGUUCCCCUACUUGAUGCUGUUCAUCCUUUUCAUCAGAGGAGUGACACUGCCAGGAGCUGCAACUGGAAUUACUUAUUAUCUGUAUCCUGAUAUCAGUAAACUCUCUAAUCCUGAUGUAAGUGAACACAAUACCUACUCCCCGUUUUGCAUGCUAUCUCAUUUUCACAUCCUUAACUCAUUUCCUGAAGCAGUCACUCAAGUGUUUCACUCAAUACUCAUUUUCUUCUACGCAGUGUGUCAAGGAGUCCUAACAGCGCUGGGCAGUUAUAACAAAUACAACAAUGACUGCUACAAGGACUGUAUAGCACUCUGUAUUCUGAACAGCUCCACCAGCAUUUUUGCUGGAUUUGUGGUCUUUUCUGUUCUGGGAUUCAUGGCCCAUCAGUUAGGUUUACCCAUGGAAGACAUAGCAUCAUCAGGUCCUGGAUUAGCUUUCAUAGCAUACCCUAGAGCCCUCUCUCUGUUACCUGGACCCCAGUUCUGGUCUGUUCUUUUCUUUUUUAUGGUACUCCUUCUGGGUCUUGACAGCCAGUUUGUGUGUGUGGAGAGUUUAGCCACAGCUCUUACUGACCUAUUUCCUGGAGUUCUAAGGAAGCGGCGAGAGCUUUUGGUGUUACUAAUCGCCGUCAUCUGCUUCUUACUGGGUCUGCCAUUCAUCACAAAGGGAGGAUUCCAUCUGUUUACUGUGAUGGACACCUACGGCCCAAGUGGAACUAACUUGCUCUUUAUCGCCUGCUUUGAGACAAUUGUUGUCGCAUGGGUGUAUGGUGCAAACCGUUUCUAUGACAACAUUGAGGAUAUGAUAGGAUACGCACCAUUCCCUGUGCUGAAGUACUGCUGGCUCUUCAUUACCCCUCUCAUCUGUGCAGCUACUCUGCUUUAUAACCUGCUGGGUAGUAAAUCAGUAUCUCCAGCGGAUCAGUUUGUGCCAGACUGGAGUUACAAGUUGGCACCUCUGCUCACAGUCAUUCCUAUGGUCUGCAUCCCAAUCUUCUCAUUCAUCUCUCUAGGAAGGGGUCGUAACAUCAUCACCCCCUCUAGUGACCUGAAGCAGCUCCGACCAAACAGUCCACGCCUCACACUGUUUAAUCGCGUAAUCAUUAAACCACAGAGAUCUCGACACAUUCAGGAAGAUGGAGAAGAGAAAGCAAACAAAGAACACACCAGUGGAGUUUGAGAAGGCAAAACGCUGAUUUUUUUUUAGGUUAUUAUAUAUAGGACCUUAUAUUAAAUAAUAUCUUUGACUUCAGAAAUGAGUUAAUCAUAAUAUAAAUUAUAUAUUAGAUUACUUGACAACGCAUUUAAUUACAGUGUAUAAGAUUGCUCACGUGAAAUACAUAUAACUCAGGAUGUCAAAUGAACAAAAUUAGGUUAAGCUGGAAAUUUGACUGUGUUAAUAUGCAUAAUUAAAGGGAUAGUUCGCCCAAAAAAACUGAAAAUUUUCUUUUAAUUUACUCACCCUCAGGCCAUUCAAAAUGUAGGUGACUUUUUCUUCUUCAGUAGAAUAGUGAAGACAUUUUUAGCUGAAACCGUGGUCCUUGGUGAUUCAUAAAAUGCAAAUCAGUGGCUUCCCAUUUGUAAGAAUAAAAGAAGCAUAUCAAGGAAAAUUAUUAUCCGUGGCUCCUGACGAUAACAGCUAAAUUUUCAUGUUUUGGGUGAACUAUCCCUUUAAGGGUACUGAUGUUCUUAGAAGAAAUGAAACUGUUUGUAUGAGUUCAAAUUAAGGGUUAGUGCAGCUUAGGAAAAAAAAAAAAGUUAUUAGCAACUAUAUAUAAUUAUAUAUAAUUAAUUUUAUAUAUGAUAUUUAUCACAACUCUAUGAGAACUCAUAGAUUUAAUUUUAGUGCCAAUGUGAUAAUUUGUCUCAUUUACAUUUGUCAUCAUCAUCAUCUCUCUCUCUCUCUCUCUCUCUCUCUCUCUCUCUCUCUCUUGCUCUCUCUCUCUGGUAUAUACAUACAGAUCUUUUGUUUAUUUUUUAAAAAUGUGUCAUAUUGGUGACUGAACCAUUCUUCAGAACUACUGAAUCUUUAUUCUUUAUAUAUUUAAAAAGUCUCCUUUAUACCACUUUUCUAUCCCAUUUCUGAAAUAUAAUGUAGGUUUUGAGUUAUUUUUAUCACAUUAAAACAUUAAAACUGUUCUUUCUUCUA